Messenger RNA from Rotaria sordida, 1470 nucleotides. Lineage: Eukaryota; Metazoa; Rotifera; Eurotatoria; Philodinida; Philodinidae. The record is from the annotation of a GenBank genome assembly.
AUGAAUAAUGAUACAUCAAAUAAUAAUAUAGAUAAUAAAAAAGAAGAAUAUUUAUCUAAUAAUAAUGAUAAUGAAAAUUUAAACGAAACAAUUAAAAUAAUUCGUGAUGGAAAAGUUCCAAAACCAGAUGACGAAAGAAAAUUAUUUGUUGGACAAUUAUCAUCGGAUAUAACAAAAGAAGAUCUUCAAAAAUAUUUUUCCAAAUUUGGUUCAAUUGAAGAUGUUACUAUUAAAUAUGAUGUACCCGGUGGAAGAGCACGUGGUUUUGCUUUUAUUUUAUUUGAUGAUAAAGAAUCAAUACAAAAAGUUCUUAAUGUUCAAUUACAUACAAUUAAUCAAUCACAAAUUGAUCCAAAACCAGCACAUCGACGACCACCUGUUACAAAUCCGGUGAAAAAAAUUUUUAUUGGACAAUUACCAACUGAUUUUGUUGAACAAGAUUUAUCAGAUUAUUUUUCACAAUUUGGACUUAUUGAUACAAUUGAACUUCCAAUGGAUCGUGAAAAAAAUGUUCGUCGUCCAUUUGGAUUUGUUUCAUUUUCAUCUGAAAAAACUGCUGAAGAAGUUUUACGUCAACAACGUCAUUCAGUAAAUGGUGCAUCAAUUGAAGUUCGACCAGCUAAACCACGUCCACAUGAACAACAACAAUUACAAAUGCAACAACAAUAUCAAUAUGGAGAAUAUAUUUUACCUCAUCAUCAUCAGCAUCAUAAUUCAUUAAUUUCAUCAAUAUCAGCUCCAACAAUUACUCAUCAACCAAUUAUCAAUGUUCAUCCUAAUCAAAAUUCUUAUUAUACACAUCAAACAAAUAAUAAUAAUUAUCCUGGACAAAUUGAUCAAUGGAGUCAAGGAGCUAAUAAUGGUGUACCUUAUUGGAGUACAGCUAAUAGUGAUAUUAGAAAUAAUAAUAAUAAUAAUAAUGCACUACCACAAUGGUCAACAGGACGUAAUGGUGGUUUAUCAACAGUUAAUGGCAAUAAUAGUGUAUAUGGUACAUUAGGCAAUUCAGUUUCAUCUUCAUCUUCAGUUUAUCAACAAAAUCAAGGUCAAACAAUAUAUAAUCCAAAUGGAAUAAAUCAACAAGGUCCAUAUCCUCAUUCAAAUUAUUCAAAUCAUCUUCAAUCAUCUUAUGGUAUAUCAUCAUCACAAUCAACUGGAAAUAUAUAUGGAAGUGGAUAUCCAUCUUCAUCAUCAUUAAUACCAACUAAUGAUAUACAAAAUUCAUCUUCAUCAUGGAAUCAAUAUGCUUCUGCUAAUCUUGGUAAUAAUGGUAAUCAAACAAAUUAUGAUCCAAAUAUGUAUUAUGCUCCUUAUUAUGCUAAUUUAUUCGCUCAACAGUACUAUCCACAACAACAAGCAGUAAGCCAAACACAAGUACAAAUACCUAUAGAACAAACAAUUUCACCAAAUGGUUUUCCAACACCAUCUAAUGGUGGUUUAGACAAAAAUUAUCAACAACUUUCUCGAUAA